Aspergillus calidoustus is the source of this 1911-nucleotide messenger RNA. Lineage: Eukaryota; Fungi; Ascomycota; Eurotiomycetes; Eurotiales; Aspergillaceae. The record is from the annotation of a GenBank genome assembly.
AUGCUCAAAAAAACCUUCAACGAAGACGCCAACAGCACCGAAACAUUCAUGGUCGCCAACCGCACAAUCGGCACAGGGCUAACCUCGUGCGCCGUCAUCUCCUCCUGGCUAUACAGCUCCGCUCUGCUCGGCGCAACACUGCUGACAUACAGCUACGGGCUUGCCCUGGGCGUCUGGUGGGGAGCCUCGGCCAGCACGAUGAUUACGCUGAUGGCCUACCUCGCGAUCCAAGCAAAGCGCCGCGCACCGAAUGCGCAUACACUCCUUGAGAUCAUCAAAGUGCGCUAUGGAACCCGCGCGCAUCAGCUUUGGAUCUUCCUGUGUCUGUUGAAUAACACGUUUGUGUUUACGAGCAUGAUUGUUGGGUCGAGUACGAGUGUUAGUGCAUUGACUGGAAUGAAUGUUAUCGCGUCCUCGUACUUGCUUCCGCUUGGUGUUGCUGUCUAUACGUACUUUGGCGGACUCAAGGCGACUUUCCUCACCGACUACGUUCAUACGUUCAUCAUCAUGAUAAUCAUCUGUUGGUUCACCACCAAGGUGAUAACCGUCAACGAAAUCGGCUCAAUCGGCGCAUUGUAUGACGCCGUCGUCCUCGCUGGAAAAGAAAAGCCCGUUGCAGGUAACUACCAGGGCUCCUACCUAACCAUGCGAAGCGAACAAUGCCUAUACUUCGGCAUCCUGCACGUAACCGGCAACGUCGGCGCCGUGAUCAUGGACACGGGCUUCUGGCAAAAGGGCUUCUCUGCAGACUUUGCAGCUACAGUCCCGGGGUACAUUCUCGGCGGCGUGGCCUCUUUCUCUGUUCCGUGGGCGUUCGGCACGAUCGUUGGCCUCGCUGCACUCGCGCUGGAGAAGACGUCCGGAUGGCCGACCUUCCCGAACGCAAUGACGCCUGGCGAGGUCAACGCAGGUCUUGUCCUCCCUUACGUCGCGCAAACCGUCGCGGGCAAGGCAGGCGCCGGCGCAAUCCUCGUUACAAUCUUCAUGUCCACCACAUCCAUUGCCUCGGCGCAGAUGAUCGCCACCAGCUCCAUCAUCUCCUUUGACAUCUACGGAACAUACAUCAACAAAGCACCCACAAACGCACAGCUCCUCCGCUGGUCACACAUCGGCGUCGUCUUCUCCUCGCUCUUCAUCUCGACGCUCGCAACGGCCUUCCACAAGGGCGGCGUCGAUAUGACCUGGCUGUUGUACAUGAUUGGCCUGCUCACGUGUCCCGGUGUCUUUCCCACGUGUCUUGCGCUGCUGUGGAAGCGGCAGACGAGGGCAGCAGCGAUUGCGGCUCCGAUCGUGGGCAUGGCCUCCGGUUUGGCGGUUUGGUUUGGGACGGCGUUUGCGUAUUAUGGGGAGAUUACGAUUACUUCGACGGGGGGGACGAUGCCUUGUCUUUUCGCGACGAUUACGGCUUUUGUCGUUCCGCUUCCUGUUACCGUUAUAAUUUCCCUGAUCCAGAACGAGGAAUUUGACUGGGCGAUUCUCGGACAGAUUGAGCAGGUUCGUCCGGACGAAGGGAAGACCGCUCUACCAGGCCGCACGGAUCAAGAAGUGGACGAAACGAGCCCGAGUUUCUUCAUGCCCGAACGAACAAAGUAUCUCAAGCUGAUGAGCCGCUGGGCAGCCUUCUGGGCGGCGUUUACCGUCAUCGGACAUGUACUCCUCUGGCCCGUGCCCAUGUUUGGGGCUAGGAUGAGUUUCUCGAAGAGUUUCUUCAUUGCGUGGGUUGUCAUCUCACUCUUAUGGUUGUGGUUUACGCUCGUCGUGGCGAUCUUCUAUCCGCUUGUUGAUGGCGGACUGCAGCAGAUGUGGGCUGUGCUCAAGAGGAAAAGGACUGGUGAGGACGUUAUAGAACGUGGUGAGAUCCAAGCAGCUGGAUCCUCUGCUGAGGAGGUUGGGGCUAUUACGAAAACUUGA